AUGAACUUUACCAAAGGCAUUCUAGAGAGUCGGAAUGUCACCUAUGACCGGAGUAUGCGCAAGUUGGCCAAGGCACUUCCUUUGGAUACGCCAACAGAGAUAGAAUUAGCGCCCGGCAACACCAUCAGAGUCACUCUCAUCGAUGCUAAUCAUUGUGUUGGUGCUGUCAUGUUUCUCAUCGAGGGUAAAGGCGAAAUAGUGCUAUACACUGGCGAUAUUCGAGCAGAGACGUGGUGGGUGAACUCAUUGGUUCAGAACCCAGUGCUACUACCAUACACACUAGGAAAUCUUCGACUGGACUGUGUGUAUCUGGAUACGACUUUUGCUACCAAGAAGAUGCCAUACCGCGAGUUUCCGAGCAAAGCAGAAGGCAUCCGCGAGUUACUCAGUAAAGUGGAUGAGUAUCCCGACGACACCAUCUUCUACUUUCACUCCUGGACGUUUGGGUAUGAGAAUAUUUGGGUAGCACUAUCUACUUACUUGGGGUCACGGAUCCACUUGGACGACUACCGAGCACGCAUAUACGGCUCUUUGUCCACGUUGGACAAGCGAGGUCUCCGAGAAGCUGGGCUAGACGUCCCGAUGUCCAACAAGUCACUUCGGGAGUCUGGCCUUGAAAUCCGCGAAGAACCUGCUUUGUGUGGUCUUCGAAAUGGAAACCGCAUACAGCCAGGCUGCUUGACAUCCAAGGAGAAUGUUCGCAUACACAGCUGCGAGCGCAGGAUGGGAUGUGACGUUAUGGACAAAGAAAAAGACAACAAAGUCGUGCACAUCAUCCCGAUAAUCACCCGUGCCGAUGGGUCUGAGAUUGCCGAAAUUGGUGCAGGAGGUGGCAAGGGCGAUUUGGAUCAGAAAGAAGAACUUGAGACAGGUGGGACAGCCGAAGUAGGCAAACUGAUGGAGCUUUGCGCUGCAUCUAUUAGCGAUGAGAACACGCUUGGCGAGGUUCUCGCAUUACUCCAGCAAGCCCUCGGUGAAAAUGGCAAGUUAGAUCUGGACGUUCACUUACAGAAACAAAGCGAAGACACUCAAGACGACUUGACGCUGCAGAGCCUCGUUUCAGUACUAUCAGGACACGCUUCAAACUCAAUACCGGAGCGCUAUCCAAACAGGACGAUUCGGUUCCCGUAUAGUCGGCAUUCUUCGUAUUCAAAAUUACGUGAGCUCAUCAAGGUUUUCCGCCCCAUAUACAUCCUUCCAUACACUGUCGAUGAGAAGACAUGGACACCGGAAGUCAGUAUGGAGAGCCUGUUCGGCGACCUUUGCCAUGUCCAGCUCUUCCGCCACGAUGCCGAGAUGGUAGAACUUCACAAGACCAGGAUAGCUCGCGAAAGUAGGAAACGAAGCAGAGAUGACAGCCAAGUGGACACACAGACUACUGAGGACGAGAUAACGAGUCCAUUCGUGACAGGAAUGUCUACCUCCAUCAAGAGUCUCGAAUGUGAGGGACCAGUUACACCAAACGUGAUCACUAGUGCCGUGGACAUGACUGCCAGUUCAGGAAGACAGGUCUCGACCACUUUGCCUCCGACGGUGACGGUUCUAGAGCCUGAGCACGUCCCUAAUGACGAAAUGGUUACUGAAGACCCAAAGCCCACACCUGUCCCCCUCUUAUCAGUAUCAACUACACCAAUAUCGAAGGAUCUCUCAGUAUCAAUAUCUGUUCCCUCCAUCACGGUUACGCCGACGCCUAGCAAAGGGAGAAGAAAGAAGCUUCAGAAUAAGCAAAUUGCCGGAUUCGCUGCCAGGAGAAGUUACGGCCUUAAUUGGAGCGACAUAGAAUUGAUAUCGACCCGAAGCAAGGCCGACCAAGAAGAGCUAGAAUUGUGA
This is a messenger RNA of Pyrenophora tritici-repentis Pt-1C-BFP, 1830 nucleotides long. Its product is annotated as YSH1, exonuclease beta-lactamase fold involved in RNA processing. The record is from RefSeq and is a predicted model, not a curated record. Gene Ontology annotation, molecular function: 5'-3' DNA exonuclease activity; damaged DNA binding. Gene Ontology annotation, biological process: double-strand break repair via nonhomologous end joining; interstrand cross-link repair. NCBI's taxonomy places the organism in Eukaryota, Fungi, Ascomycota, Dothideomycetes, Pleosporales, Pleosporaceae.